Psilocybe cubensis is the source of this 993-nucleotide messenger RNA. RefSeq lists its product as uncharacterized. Lineage: Eukaryota; Fungi; Basidiomycota; Agaricomycetes; Agaricales; Agrocybaceae. The transcript has 6 exons. Gene Ontology annotation, molecular function: aldehyde-lyase activity. Bases 1 to 993 code for a protein of 330 amino acids. Gene Ontology annotation, cellular component: cytoplasm. The record is from RefSeq and is a predicted model, not a curated record.
AUGAACACCUUCUCGAGGUUUAUCCCCAGUUUUGCUAGUCCGCCAUCAGCAUCUUCCAAUGCCCAACUUCGACAUGGAAAACCGCAACAACAGUUCGAUCACCUUGCUCGAAUCAACACAGAUGACCAUGUGAAUGCUGAGUUUGCGGGGCAAUGGGAUGCGGAUGAGUGCGAAGAUGAGCUUCUGGGCCUACAACGCGUCAUGGCAGAUGCUCAGAACCCAAGACGGCCUGUUAUUGGAUCCUGGAUGAUGUUCCCUGGAGCGAACCUGGCAAGGAUGGUAGCACAGUUAGGGUAUGAUUUUAUACUAGUGGAUUGUGAACACGGAAACAUCGACGACGCGGCGAUGCACGCAUCUGUAGGCGCCAUAGCCGGUGAAGGCGUCUCUCCUCUCGUCCGCAUUCCCAAGCUUGACGUUGGGACCGUCAAGCGCGCCUUGGACUGUGGAGCCCAUGGCAUACUCUGCCCAUCCAUAUCGACAGUCGAUGAUGCUCGUGCUUUAGUAUCCUACUCCAAGUUCCCAGCAACGACCAAGCCAUUAACAAAUCAAAGCUCAAAAAAGCUGUUAUCGGGUAUUCGAGGUGUUGGCUCUCCUUUCGCGCCCUCUGUAUUUCGGCAGAGCCUCGCAGAGUAUAUACGCACUGCAAAUCGUAACACGUUCAUUGCUAUUCAAAUUGAAACAACCGAGGGCCUUUCUAACUGCGAGGAAAUCGCAAAAGUCGAUGGGAUUGUCUUAAAAAACUCCCAAGUCACUGAUCACCAAACAAACAGUCCGAAUGAUUUGGCAUCAUCGAUGGGAUAUCCGCCUCUCUCACACGAAUCCAUCCCCGAAGUUCAAGAAGCUAUCGAGCGCAUCCUCGCUGCUGCCCACAAAGCAGUCGAUUUGAUGAAUCUGGGAGGAGAUGUUGUUGCUUUGAUGGAAUGGAACAACGAGCAGCUUGCUAGGCUAGAUGAUAUCACUGGAAAGAAAUCCACAAGCGCGAUGUAUUAUUAA